This is a messenger RNA of Talaromyces atroroseus, 459 nucleotides long. Its product is annotated as 60S ribosomal protein L25. Gene Ontology annotation, cellular component: ribosome; cytosolic large ribosomal subunit. The transcript has 4 exons. NCBI's taxonomy places the organism in Eukaryota, Fungi, Ascomycota, Eurotiomycetes, Eurotiales, Trichocomaceae. The record is from RefSeq and is a predicted model, not a curated record. Gene Ontology annotation, molecular function: structural constituent of ribosome. Gene Ontology annotation, biological process: ribosomal large subunit assembly; translation. The coding region runs from base 1 to 459 and encodes 152 amino acids.
AUGGCCGGGGAAAAGAAAGGAGCCAAGGUCAAGCCUAGCAACAAGGCUGGCGCUGCCGCCAAAGCCGUCCUCAAGGGAACAGGGGCCCAGAAAGUGCGCAAGAUCCGUACCUCGACCACAUUCCACCUCCCCAAGACCCUCCAACUCUCCCGAUCUCCCAAAUACCCCCGCAAGUCGGUUCCCCAUGAGACUCGCCUCGACCACCACAAGGUCAUCAUCCACCCUCUCAACACCGAGAGCGCCAUGAAGAAGAUCGAAGAGAACAACACCCUUGUCUUCAUUGUCGAUGUCAAGGCCAACAAGCGCCAGAUCAAGGCUGCUCUUAAGACGCUGUACGACGUUGACACUGUCAAGAUCAACACUCUUAUCAGACCCGAUGGCUCAAAGAAGGCCUACGCUCGGUUGACUCCUGAUGUGGAUGCUCUUGAUAUUGCGGCUACCAAGCUAGCUAUUGUUUAA